Molecule: messenger RNA, 4541 nt
Organism: Bombus impatiens (common eastern bumble bee)
Lineage: Eukaryota; Metazoa; Arthropoda; Insecta; Hymenoptera; Apidae
Product: monocarboxylate transporter 13-like
Exons: 6
Coding region: 418-2148 (576 amino acids)
Biological process (GO): monocarboxylic acid transport; transmembrane transport
Molecular function (GO): monocarboxylic acid transmembrane transporter activity
Source: RefSeq, a predicted model, not a curated record
AGUGGCUGAUGUAGAGAUUUUACGGAGGACACCGACGGUGAUCUAUUAGUUCGGUGGUUGAAAGCUGUUGCACGAAUGAAGACGCUUCGAUUUAUGAUGCUGCGAUAUGCUAACCAUUUUCGUUUGGUUAAAGUCGAGGGCAACCUUCGGGUGUCCCUCCGCCUCCAGCUUGAGCUGGACUGAAAGAAAAGGAAGAGGGAAAGGAACGAGUUCUUCAGUGCCUGUGCACAGUCUAGUUCAAGACUCACGAUGAUAGUGAACGUCCCGUGAAGAUUCCUCCGGCCGGGCUGCCCUUCUCUGCCUAAACAAGAAAACUAGUGUCACCGAGCGUUGUGGACCGACCACCGUUUGCACAGGUCGCGGAACCUCUACAGAUCAAUCUAAUUGAGUGCUUUUCACCACAUUCUCCACGCUAACAUGACGACGAAGAGUGUAAAAACGAAAUUAGUCCCGCCGGAUGGAGGAUGGGGAUGGGUCGUCCUUUCUUCAGCUCUUGUCGUGAACCUCCUUAUUCCGGGUACCGUGAAAUCGUUUGGUGUCCUCUUCGUCGAAUUUCUUCACGUUUUCAAAUCCACUUCUACCGCCGCCUCAUGGAUGCCAGCUUUAUGCUACUUUUUAUACAACUCUUUAGGUCCACUAUCCAGCAUUUUAUCAACUAGGUACUCCUACAAAACAGUGACCAUCAUCGGCGGCGCGUUUGCAGCUAGCGGGAUGAUGCUGAGUUACUUUGCUAAUUCAGUUUCCUAUUUAUACGUUAGCUAUGGCUUGAUGGUUGGAAUUGGUGCUGGACUAACAUUUCCACCAACAGUGUAUAUUGUAACUUCAUAUUUUGAAAGGCUUCGAGGUUUCGCAAAUGGCUUGUGCAUCUCUGGUAGUGCAAUUGGAACUAUCGUGUUACCACCUUUUCUACAGUAUCUUCUUGACUGUUUUGGAUAUAGAGGUGCAGUAUUAAUCAUGGGUGCACUCACAUUAAAUACAUUGGUAUGUGGUUUACUAUACCAUCCUGUUGAACAACACAUGAUCAUGGUACCAGUAGAAGGAGGAAUUGAUAAUCAAGGAUUAACUAUAGAUGAACCAGUCCCCCAUAAAAAAAAACUAACAGAUCUUUUCAAAGCAUCCAGCACGAUUGAGAAUGAAACAUCAUGCAGCAAUACAAGAUCAAAGAAAGAAGAAAGUUCUGAAACUGAAAAUAUAAUGAAUAACUCUAAAGUAAAUCCUUGUUUGAAAGAUAAGAAUGAGGAUAAAAGCGAUGAAGCAAAGAAAAAAAAUACUUUCGAAAAAGGUCCUAGUUUGAACAAAGAGAAAGAAGAUACUGUAAAUUGUCAAAACGUGGAUUCUUUACGAAGAGAAAGUAAUACUUCUGAAGUUCUUGUAACUUCCAAUAAAUUAAAAAAUGAAAAGCUAGAGUUGAAUAACACAUCGUUGAGUAAGAACAGAGACGAGAAGUUGUUUGAAAGUUCGAAAAGAGAACUAGGAGAAUUGUCAGAAAAAUCAAUAUCUGGAACAUCGUUGACUAAAGUUGAAGUAAAAAAUAAACGACAAUUCUUUGACUUGAGUGUACUUAGAGAUCCAAUUUAUUUAGUAAUUCUCAUUUCAAACUCUACCUCAGCUAUCAGCAAUACCAAUUUUAUGAUCUUACUGCCUUCAUAUGCUAUUUCACAAGGAUUUGAUAAGAAUUCUUCAGCAUUACUUUUAUCAAUUGUUUCUGCUCUUGAUUUAGUUGGGCGAAUCAGUGGUGCUUCAUUAUCAGAUAUCGACUUUGUGCCAAAGUAUUAUUAUUUCGUUGGUGGCCUGGGUACUAGUGGAAUAGCUUUGGCAUUAUUACCUAUGGCAACAAGUUAUACAAUGCUUUCUUUCUUUUGUGCAUUGUUUGGAUUGUCUUCAGGCAUGUACAUUGGUAUCACAACGGUAAUUUUAGCAGAUAUGCUUGGCACAGAAAAACUUAGCUCAUCAUAUGGGAUAUCUUUAUUUGUUAAUGGAGUUCUUCAAUUAAUUGGUCCACCUAUAUGUGGCGUUAUAUUUGAAACAAUAGGAUCAUAUAAACCCAUAUUUCUAGCAUUUGGUAUUAUACUUAUUCUUGGCACUGCAUUAUGGGCAGCUGUACCUCUUAUAAAGAGGAGCAACAAAAAAUCUUUACAAGUUGUAUAAUAUUUCAUAAUUACUAGUUUCUAUAAUGAAUAUUGCACAAGUUUAAAAAUUAUAAGGUAUUAUAGACUUGUUAAUAACAGCAUUAUAACUGCCAUUUAAACCAUACAGUUUUUUUUUAGAAAAUUUUCCAUUUUUAAUCAUUUAAAGUUGCAAGUUAGUCUUUUUAUUCACGGAUCUAUAGUAAUACAUCAUUAAUAUUAUUAUCAUUUCGAAUACUGAUACUGAUCUAAUUUUAUUUGUGUAUAUUGAUAUACUUAAUAACUUAUAGUUUAAUUAUCAGUGAGUUUACUAUAGUUUUAUUUAGUUAUAAUAAGGAAUUAUUUUACUGUUAUGGUUGUAAAUGGGCAUAUAUGCAGUCAUAUUUGAUGUUAAUAAUGAAAUUAUAUGGACAAGAUAAGAGUAGAAAUAAGAAUAUAUUAACCCUACGUUUACGUAUUAAUAUAAAAUUUAUUAUAUGAUUUAAAAUUUUAAGUCAUGAUUACAUAUCAAUCGUACUGUAUACAAUUCCAAAACAAACAAUUAUAGCAACAAGGAUAUUUUAAUAUAAUCGGUAUAGUAAUGCACAAACGUAACUUUAUUAUGAUAUCAUUAAAGUUUAACAUCUCAAGUUUACCAGCCAUUAAUGAAAUUGAAUCAUUAUGAUUUUCUAAUAGUUAAAUAAUGCUUGAUAACUUUUGCUAAAAUUGGCAAAAAGAUUAAUAUUAUGUUUAAAUAAAGAAAAAAAUAAAAAUGACUUUACUAUUUGUGAGAAAGCUUUUUAGGAAUUUAUAAUUAUACCAAAGCAUUCUUUUGUAUACUAUUAUCAAUUUUCAAUGAUUUCUUGGUGCUUAAACUUGUUGGUAUACUAAUUUCGUCCAAUAUUAUAGUACAAUCUAUAUACAAUGUAUUACUGAGUUACAUAUGUCUUUCCAGAAAUAUCAUAUAUUAAUACAUGUUAAGUAGAAUUGUUAUUGUGCAAUACUUUUACUAUUACUGAAAUUUUUCUAGCUAGUUUCAAUAUAUUUUUAUAUACUUCAUUAACUGUAAAGAGAUAUGAUACUUUAAGUAGGCUACUUUAAGACAUUUUUGAAAGUUUCCUGUGAAGAAAUGUAUAUAUAGUUAUUGAUAUUUUAGCUACGUAAAAGUAAAAAUUAUGAUCCAUUACUAUUAAUAUCAUAGAUAAUCAGAGAUUACAUAUCAUAGCUGUAUCGUCCAUCACACUUUGUCUGAAAAUUCUUUCAAAAUGAUGGUACUAAUUAAGCACAAUUUACAAUUAAUCAGCAGAAAUGAUUAAAUGUAGAUUUAUCUUAAUCCUUGCACAUAUAGUUACUUUUUUACACAAUAUGGUGCUAAUUAAUAAUAUGAAAUUUGCUAUUUAAAACUUGCGACUUCUAUAAGCUGUAAAAAGUAAGACUUGUAAUAUUGAUCCAAUAGUAGAUUUGUCAAUUUUUUAAAUUUGGCUAAAAUUCACUACUUCCAAAAUAUGUUUUUAAAACACUAAAUGUGUAAAAAAUGUAAAAAUUCCAAAGUUGACAUUUUUUCGGUCUUUAAAAGUAGAACAUUCACUUAAAUAAAUAAGUCACCUUUUAUAAAUGAUCUGAAUUUUUGGAUAGAUCACACAAACAUAAAGGUCUUCAAAAUUCGAAUACUGUACAAGUUUUAUUUUUCAAGAAAUAUUAAUUCAAUACAAACUGUAAUAGUUCUAAUUCCAAUUUUAGUACUAAAUAUAUUAAAGAAACAAAGACAAUGAUAUAAAUAAAUUGUUAUAUUAUUUAUGUCAUUGUUUACAUCAUGAAAAGUAUUGUAUUACUAGACUUAUUAGAGAAUCUUUUUACUAGGAGAGAUUAAAAAUUACUAGGUUCUGUUUAUUAUAUGUGCAUAGAAAAUUUUAAUUAUAUAUUUAUACCAAAUACUCAGCUGUUUCUAUUUAUAUUAGUUAUAGAUUUUUCCAUGUAUUACAAUAUCAUUAAUCACUGAUGAUCUGGAUUUCUGUGCACAUACUCUCUGGUAAAAAUUUCUUCAUUUUUGUACAAACGUGAUGCGUCAAUAUGCAUUCAAUUUUUUAGUUCAAGUUUUUAUUUGAAUACUGGUUAAUAUUUUAAGGAACAAAAAGUCAUCUAUGUAUUGCAGUAUAUAUAAUUACUAUAGUUUUUUUUUAGAGUGAAUUGAACAAGAUUUUUGUAUUGUAGAGAAAAUUUCUGAUUUUUGUAAUGAUAUUAAGAAUGAAUGCGAAUGAUUAAGUGUUACAAAUGUAAUUUUUAUAUCUGAGUAGCAUUUAUUUAAAAUAAUUUGUAAAAUAAUCAGACAUUAUGAUUACAAAUAAGAACAAUGGAAUGUAGCAAGAAAAAGUAAGAAAAAUAAGAAAGUAUUAUCAAAUGUAUUUUCUACUGAAAAUAAAGAGAAUUAUGUCUGUA